Molecule: messenger RNA, 3171 nt
Organism: Trichoderma breve
Lineage: Eukaryota; Fungi; Ascomycota; Sordariomycetes; Hypocreales; Hypocreaceae
Product: CHAT domain-containing protein
Exons: 1
Coding region: 1-3171 (1056 amino acids)
Source: RefSeq, a predicted model, not a curated record
AUGGUUGCUGCCGCCGUUCACGGUCUGCUUGAUGAGUCGGUCACCAAAGCGGCUGCUUCAACGACCAUUUCUUCUUUACGGCAAGCCUUGCAGGCUAUGAAUCGUUUACAAGAGGCUUCCUCUCUCCUUUACUUCGAAGUUCAGCUUAUUGCAAUCCCGGAGGAAGCAAUGCAUCGGCUUCAAAGUUUUUUAAAUGUUCUGAACGGCGAUAUGUGGGAUGUAGAGAGGGCUCUCACUUUGGCUGAGAUUUUUAAACUUCAACUCCAAUCUUCUGAUGAUACAGUUCGCUCAAAGGCUGAAGACACGUUUAAAGAAGCACAAGAACUUUUUAACAAAGUUUCCCAUGCUUUCGGUAACAUUAACUUGGAUUUUACUCGCAUUUCUUUUGGUCACACAUUUUCGACCGAAGAAAAAUUCGUUCAAAUACUUAAUCUCGUGGGAAAAUAUUUCGAAGUCAACCAUUAUGGGCAAAUGAUGUUAUGCCUCACAACUGCUCUCUCUGAGCAAGUUGAUGCCUAUGUCGAGCAAGUCAAAUAUGCGAUCGAGCUCCAGCAGCAGUUGGCCGAUGAAAUGGGCAGUGAAAUGAUACAAACCGCUAUUCUGAUGCGCGCCGCAGGCUCAGCUAAUUUGAAUGCGUCGGAAUAUGGUUUCGCGCUUAAUGCCUUGGAGCCUCAAUACAUGAACCUUCCGGAAGAGGUUGAUCCAAAGAGCCACGCACUCUUGGCAAGCAUCAUGUCAAUGAUAUAUGGAAGUUUUGGAAACAAUAUGGAAGCUCUUAAGGCCGCAGAAGAGAGCCUAGAGAUUGCAAAGUCUGGACAAUCUUAUAAAGCUUGCUCAGACGCUGCUUUCAUCUUGGGGCUUCGUCAUCUCUCUAUCUCUGAGCAGUACCCAAGAAAAUCCGCCGAAGACAUCAAGUGGCUGUCAUCAGCUAUGGAUAUUCUAAAAGAGUGGAUUGAAAGUGACGCUGAUAAUGGCUAUACUGAUGGAGAGGUCCAAAAGUGUAUGCUGGUUGGUAAAUGGGAGAAUUUGCGAGCAUCCGACGACCCGGAACUGAAGUUUACACCAGUUGAGAAACCAUGGAUUGAAAGAGUGAAGAAACUUUUACCAAGCCAAACAGAUGUCCUGAAACGAAGCGAACUUCUAGACCUCGAAGUCAGCAUGCUAAUGCGCCAAGGGAAUUUUUUGGAGAGCUCGAAACUAUCGACGGAUUAUCUCAACGAUCUUGAUAAGCUGCCAUUUGUGCCGCCGAUGAUUAAAGCGCAGGCGUACUCGAGAGAUGCUCACCAGGCAUGGCUUUGUUCCCGAGCAAUAGUGGGUGAAAAUAAAACUACCACUGCAGAAGAACGACUCCAUGCCACAACACAGCUAUUGUCCGCGCUAGACCUGGCAAAUAAAUCGCUUCAGCAAUGGCGACAAACCAGCAGCUCUGAGUUGAUCAUUCGCAGCACUCUAGCUCUUGGCAGUCUGCUUUCAGACAUACUAUCGACGAUUUCAGAAGAUUUAGAGCGUGAUUUACUCAGUGGAUUCAUGGAUGAACUGCAAAAAACAGAAACAAUAUGCGACGAUAUGAGACGAAGCGUCAUACCCAUUGAAGGCCUGACCUCUUUGAUGAAUAAAAGACUUCUGGUCGCCAAGGAUUCGAGCCUCAAGAUAUACAAGCUAGGAGUCCGCAUAGCUUUACGUCUCAAUGACUCAGCUCAAGCUUGGACAUGGCUACAAAAAGGAAAGUCCAGGGCAUUCUCAGACUCUCUCGGCGCAAAACUAUUAGUUCCGCAAAAUUUACUGCAGAGAAUCAAUAGCGAUCAAACAGCCUGUGACCUUUUGAAGGCGGAACAAAUGCAUUUAGACGCCCUAAACCAGCCUGGAGUAAAUCACAUUCUUGUAGCGCGGGAACUUACUUCGAUCAGGAAACGCGUUCAAGAGUAUCCUCCACUAGCUGAGAUUGCUCGAAUCAGAAAUACGACGCUGAAUCUGGAAAUAGAUCCAGUGUGUCUUGAUAUGGCACUUUCUAGGACAAAUCUUUCCCGAGAAAGAGUAAAAUUUGUCGACUGGUAUGUUCCGUCAUCGAAAACAAAGGAAAAUCCGCAGAUAAUAUGCUUUGUACGGACAUUAGACGGUACGACCCGGACGAAGCAGUUGGCUAUAUCUGUUACUCAGGUAGAAGCAUGGAUUUCUAAAGCCUUCACAUACCCUGAUAUGGCUGAACAUCCUCUAAACAAAAAGACGGGCAAUCGUCUACUCCAGGAGAUGAAUGCUCUUGUCGACUGGCUGACAGAUUACUCGGCGGAAGGUGAUCUUUUAGUGCUCUCUCCAUCAGGGCAACUAAAUAACGUACCGCUACACGCCUUAUUUAUCGAAAGAAGACCAUUAGUUGAGCGCAAUCUGGUAGUUUACGCAUCCAGCGCAGCGGUAAUGAGCCAGUGUUUAGACCGUAGCGCCUCCGAAAGGAGUUGCGAAGAACGGAAUACAGGAGAAACUACAGCCUUUUUCGCAGUGUACGAAGAGCCUCUUCAUGUCAAUGAGCGCAAUCUUAUAUUCAGUCACAUUCAAACCCUUUCCACAGUUCUACCAGGAAAUGUUUUCCUCGGACCCGAAGUAACAAAAUCGCGUUUUAUUGAGACAUCCUCCACAGCUACAUGGUUGCACUAUCACGGCCAUGCUCGCUAUUGCAAAGAAGAUGUUCUUCAAUCGUCACUCAUUUUGAGCAAUGGAGAAGAUAUUUUCGAUAAUAGCAAUGCUGAAAACCUCCUUCUAGGAAGAGAUGAGCUCUCCGUUGUUGACUUGUUCAAUACCACUUUGCCGCAAGGAGGCGUGCACUUUACAAUCAUUGCCUGCGAAUCAGCCACUCAGGACUUAUCUCCUGGAGAUGAACCUCUAGGGAUUAUCCCAGCUCUGCUUCAUGCUGGGGCCACUUCAGUUUUAGGAUGUCAGUGGCCCAUCAAAAGCUCUGCAGGUCGUGCAUUUAGCGAAGCCUUCUACGACGAAGUGAGGUAUAUGAGGAGCAUAACGAUAGGCGGUAACCAAACAGUGAACUUGGCCCAAGCAUUGGGUAUCACUGUCGGGAAGAUGAGACGCGGUGAGCUCGGAGUACAGUAUAAACAAGCGUACUGCUGGGCUUCGAUUGCGAUGCAUGGCCUGUGGUUCUUUCCGAGUUUCAAUGGUGGAACAUGA